UUUGUCUAUGGUAAUUUUAAGCUUGGGUUUGUGGCGGCCGGUUGUGUGAAGAUUAAAAAUAAGUUUGCAAACAUUGUUUUUGCCUACAAAUUGUGCAAUUCAUCGUAUAACAUUGCGACACACUACGUCGGUGAAAUACCUGAACAAGCAAGAUAAAUGCCAGCCAGCAGUUUCGUCGAUUUGUACUACAUGCACGACGCUAGAAAUAAUUUUGAUGCCAUGAGGCCUGCCCCGGUUUGUCUUGAUGCCAAUCAAGCAGUGGGUCAAUGUCAACCGAUACAUAUAUCCACAAACUGCUACUACGGAUACCACGAGCCAAAAACGUCGGGAUUCGUGCAGGUGGAUAACGAUUGCGAAAUGAUGGAAGCGGCCCCGGUGCAGGCGUCGGCCGCCGCCGCGCCGCCCGCCAACACCGCCCGGAAACGCAGCGCUCCUGACGAUGAAUGCCCUCAAACAAAGCGACUCCGCGAAGAGGGUAUGGUGCCACCAACUACUAGCAACAACCUGUGUUUACUCCGCCCGACCCACAACAACCCCGACAUCUCUCGCUGUCUCAUGGUCCAUAUGAUCUAGGCCGACCCACCCGCCAAACAAUGUUCUAAUUCAGGAAUCUCCGUUUUAUCUGCAGAAGUACAAAGAGAAAGAGAACCAGAGUCUAAAGAAAACAUGAGGUUAGAAGAGACUCCAGAAGAUUUGAUGGAAUCCUUGUUGUGGAACACUCACGGCGGAAGCAUGUUUCAUUUAGUACAAUGUUUGUGAUGGUGUUAGAUAUAAGUGACUCGGUGUUCGUCUACUGCAGUGUUGGGACAGUUAACUUAAUAUUAAUGUUAAAAUUUUACUAUAAGGUUAAGGACCAUUUUCUUAAUAGUUGUGCUAACAGUAUUUCAUAAUAAAAUUUAACAUAGGA
Plutella xylostella (diamondback moth) is the source of this 907-nucleotide messenger RNA. RefSeq lists its product as uncharacterized. The record is from RefSeq and is a predicted model, not a curated record. Lineage: Eukaryota; Metazoa; Arthropoda; Insecta; Lepidoptera; Plutellidae.